UAAAUCAGCAUUUUCUAAUUUAACCCGCACAUACAAAAUAAACCCACGAAUUCUUUCUCUUUCAGUUUCACUUCCUUCCUUGUUCAAAAAAUGGUGAAAAAUGAUGAUCAAGAAAGGGAAGGUGAGGAAUCAACAGAGAAAGCAUUCAAGGACGAAUAUGUACCCUCGUGGCAGAAACAAAUAACGUUGAGAGCAAUGGUGACUGGAUUGAUCCUCAGCGUUGUUUUCAACUUCAUUGUUUGCAAACUCAAUCUCACCACAGGUGUUAUCCCUUCUUUCAACGUGGCUGCCGGUCUACUCGGUUUCGCAGGCAUUAAGUCAUGGACUUCCCUUAUUCAGAAGAUUGGCAAAUUGAAGCAGCCUUUUACUAGGCAGGAGAAUACCGUCAUUCAGACCUGUGUUGUUGCUUCUUCUGGAAUUGCUUUUAGCAGCGGGACAGCAAGUUAUAUGUUGGGAAUGAGUCCGUACGUAGCAUCUCAGGCAGAAGCAGGAAAUACCCCAAAUAACACUAAGAAGCUUUCUAUUAGUUGGAUGCUUCCCUAUCUUUUUGUUGUCAGCUUUGCCGGUCUCUUCUCUAUUGUCGCACUAAGAAAGAUGAUGAUAAUGAAGUACAAGUUGACAUAUCCAAGUGGAACUGCAACUGCAUACCUUAUCAACUGUUUCCACACUCCUAAAGGAGCCAAGCUCGCCAAGAAACAAGUUAGUUCUUUGUUCAAAACGUUUGGGUUAAGCUUUAUAUUUGGGGCUGUUCAAUGGAUAGUUGCAGGUGGGGAAGGGUGCGGAUUUGGGCACUUGCCUACGUUUGGUCGGGAAGCCUAUCGAAAGAAGUUCUAUUUUGAUUUCAACGUAACAUAUGUUGGAGUUGGUAUGCUUUGCCCCUACAUGGUCAACAUAUCAUUAUUAAUUGGUGCCAUAGUUUCAUGGGGUAUAAUGUGGCCAAUGAUUGAAGAAAAGAAAGGCGACUGGUACUCUGCCAAGUUAUCCCCAUCAAGUCUUCAUGGUAUCCAAGGAUACAGGGUAUUUAUCGCAAUUGCCAUGAUGCUCGGAGAUGGUCUUUUCCAUUUUGCCUACAUGUUGGUGGUCACAAUCUCAAGUUUCACAAAGAGGAGACCACAGGGAGAUUAUUCAGGCGAAGAUGACGACGAUGACAAGAAAAUACGAAAUGAAUACUUCUUGAAAGACGAGAUCCCCAACUGGGCAGCCAUUGGGGGAUACACUGGUAUUGCAGUCAUAUCUAUAAUUGUUGUACCCAUUAUCUUCCACUCACUGAAAUGGUAUCACAUUUUGGUGGCCUAUUUAAUUGCUCCAAUUUUAGCCUUUUGCAAUUCUUACGGAGCCGGCCUCACUGAUUGGUCCCUGGCCUCAAAUUACGGAAAAAUUGCUAUCCUUACAUUUAGUUAUUGGGUUGGUUUGAAGAAUGGAGGAGUGAUUGCUGGCCUUGCUUCCUGUGGUUUGAUGAUGAGCAUACUAGACACAGCGGCUAACUUGAUGGGAGAUUUCAAGACUGGUUACUUAACUCUAACAUCCCCGCGUUCCAUGUUCUUUAGCCAACUCAUUGGAACUGCCAUGGGCUGUGUCAUAACCCCUCUAGUCUUCUGGGUUUUCAAUAGUGCCUAUAAAUUGGGUGAUCCAAAAGGUUCAUACCCUGCACCAUAUGGUCUCAUGUAUCGUGGAAUUGCCCUACUUGGCGUGGAAGGUUUUGGAAGUCUCCCCAGACAUUGCCUCAGGCUCGCUGUUUGGUUCUUUGUGGCUGCUAUUCUCAUCAACCUAAUGACUCAACUGCUGAAGAAAUUUGAGACAAAGUAUGGAAUUUAUCGAUUCAUUCCGAGUCCAAUGUGCAUGGCCAUACCAUUUUACCUUGGAGGGUACUUUGCCAUUGACAUGUGUCUAGGGUCAUUGAUCCUAUUCAUUUGGCAAAAGCUUAACAAAAAGAAAGCAAAAGAUUUUGGACCAGCAGUGGCUUCUGGUCUAAUCUGUGGUGAGUCCUUGUGGGGUAUUCCAGCAUCUGUUCUUGCUCUAGCUGGUGUGAAAGCUCCAUUUUGCAUGAAAGCUUAGUCACUAACAUAAGCCAAUAUUGUACAGACCACCUUUAUCCCUUCAUUUAAGCUUUAGUCUUUUGAUUGUCUUUAACAAUCAAAAUUUGGUUAUUUUAGCUUAACAUGUUAUUUUUAAGGUAUGGUUUUAGUUUGUAAGGUCAAUGUAUUCUCUAGUUUUCAUCUUCUUUAAUGUAAUGAAGAUUUUAAUCUUGCAUUA
Capsicum annuum is the source of this 2253-nucleotide messenger RNA. RefSeq names its product probable metal-nicotianamine transporter YSL7. The record is from RefSeq and is a predicted model, not a curated record. Gene Ontology annotation, cellular component: membrane. Lineage: Eukaryota; Viridiplantae; Streptophyta; Magnoliopsida; Solanales; Solanaceae. The coding region runs from base 91 to 2055 and encodes 654 amino acids. The transcript has 4 exons. Gene Ontology annotation, molecular function: oligopeptide transmembrane transporter activity.